AUGGCCUCGCUUCAGGAUGCCAUGCAUCGUGCGGUCCGGCUCUUGCAUCGAUUCCCAUCGGAGAAGUUCAUGGUAAUGGUGAGCAAUCCAUGGCUGGCACGAGUAGUUGCUUGCUACAUGUCAGCAUCGGGGUCACGUCGAGUCGCCCCCAUUCAUGAGCAACUGUCUCCUGCUCUCUGGGGACAGGCCCUCUCCAUUUUCCAGGAGGAAGGGGUCCUUGCCUCGACGUUUCUUCCUCCGGCUGUACUCCCCGUCGAGGGAGUAGCAGCAAUCCUCUUACUGGAGCCUCCUCCUCGGGGGUAUUUGGAUCAUCUGAUUAGGAUUUCCGCCGAGGGCCAUCCAGUUGGGAUCUUCUUACUCUACUGAGUUCUUCUUAGUAUUUCUCCCUAUUCUCCUACACGCCUUCCAUCCGUG
Molecule: messenger RNA, 414 nt
Organism: Darwinula stevensoni
Lineage: Eukaryota; Metazoa; Arthropoda; Ostracoda; Podocopida; Darwinulidae
Source: the annotation of a GenBank genome assembly